AUGGCUCUCUUGAGGAGGCUAUUCUCCACGAUCCUUUGCCUCUACUUCUUCUCUUUGCAAGUGCAGUGUCAGCCGUCUUUCGCACCAAUUCUACCGCCUUCAUACCCGCUCGCGGUUAAGAACCCCUACCUCUCAGCAUGGCUGCCGGGCAACCAGACCGCAGACCUGCCGUCGGCAGUACCACAGUUCUGGACGGGACAGGAAUUGACUUGGUCCGUCAUAGCACGAGUUGAUGGCCAAGCAUACUCCCUCUUCGGGGUUCCGGAGCCGGUGUCUGGCAUCAAAUCAGCCUCCUUCAAGAGCGCUGAGUAUACUUCAACUCAUACUACCUUCACUCUGGAAGCUGGGGCAGCAAUCUUCACUCUGGACUUCUUCUCGCCAGUAUCUUUGAAUGACUAUGUCAGGCAGAGCAUGCCAUUCAGCUAUCUGAUUGUUUCGGCAUCUGGUCUGGACGGAGCAGCACCAUCUUUACAGGUGUAUUCAGACAUGGACAACUCCUGGACCGGCCAGUUUGGAGAGAACGUGCAGACAAACUGGAACUAUGCUCUAAGUUCGGCGAGUACUCAGGUCUUCACCUUGACUUCUGGUGGUACAGCGAUGUUCUCCGAGGUCGAGGAUAUGGCUCAAUGGGGGACUGCUGUCUACUGCACCAAGCCAAGCACAUCAACGAUUUCUCCAUCGUUAGGUGACAUGGCCACCGUACGCUCCAGCUUCGCCAACAACGGCUCGCUACCUGGAGACUGGGACUGGAAGCCUGGCAGCGUCAUCGCCCUCAGCCAUGACCUUGGAGCCGUCAGUACCCACCACAAUGUCACUUUUGCCGUCGGCUACGUACGACAGGUCGAUGUCAACUACAUGAGCACCCCUCGUGCGGGUUACUGGAAGUCUGCAGCAUCAGACAUCAACAUGGCUUGCGUGAGAGCACUCUUGGACUUCAAAGCCGCGGACGCUGAAGGACGAGCUUUGGAUGCGGGAAUCGCCAGCAGAGCCACUGCAGCUGGCGGCGGCAACUACAGCGACGUCGUUUCCUUAUCAGUCAGACAGGUCUUCGGAGCUUUCGACGUUACGGUACCGGAAGAAGACUUGUCAAAAACCGAGGAUGUUAUGGCGUUCGUCAAGGAGAUAUCCUCAAAUGGCAAUGUCAAUACCAUCGACGUAAUCAUGCCUAUCUCGCCGACACUCUUCGUAAUCGCACCUGAGUAUAUUCGUCUACUGUUGGAACCGGUGAUGCAGUACCUUGACACCGGAGCUUGGCCACACCAGUAUACUAUCCACGACUUGGGCACACACUAUCCCAACGCCACUGGCCACAACGAUGGUGUCGCUGAAGAGAUGCCAGUCGAAGAGUGCGGCAACAUCAUCGUGCUGGCAUACAUGUACCAGCUGGCUUCUGGCAAUAUCGAAUGGGCAAGCAACUAUGCUUCGCUGUUCAGGCAGUACGCAGACUACCUUGUCCUCAACGGCCUUUACCCGACCCUUCAGCUCUCAUCUGACGAUGGUGCUGGACCAGUCGCAAAUCGAACGGGCCUGGCGAUCAAGGCAGCCAUUGCUCUAAACGCAUACGGCGUUAUGACCGGACAAUCGAACUACUCAGACACUGGACGUCAGUUUGCCGACGAACUUUACGAGCAGACAGCAGGCACAGAUGCUGAUCGCACCCACUUCACCUUGACCCAGAGGGACGACAACUCCUGGGGCAUAGGGUACAACCUCUUCCUCGACGUGCUGCUGAAGCUUGAUACCUUCCCAACGGAAGCAUACGCCAUGCAAACCAACUACUACCAGCAUGUCCGAGCUGAAGCCGGUCUAGCGCUUGACAGUAGGGUUGACUGGGGCAAGACAGAUUGGAUGAACUUUGCUGCUGCCACUGCGAUGGCUGAGGGGGUGGGAAAUGAGGGCGUGCGAGACAUGCUUGUUGGCGAUGUCCAUGCUUUCCUCGCUAGUGGACAGAACACGGCACCUUUCAGUGACAAUUUCUUCGGGGAGACGAAUGGAAGUGAUGUUGCGGGUAUCUACAACAUCUACCGAGCGAGGCCUGUGGUCGGAGGGCACUUUGCUUUGAUGGCUUUGGGUGGACCGAAUCAGAAUCAGCUGCAGGCCAGUGAUGGUGGAUAUGAGAAAAGAAGUGAAGGAGGUGGGAGCUAG
This is a messenger RNA of Saxophila tyrrhenica, 2145 nucleotides long. RefSeq lists its product as uncharacterized. The record is from RefSeq and is a predicted model, not a curated record. NCBI's taxonomy places the organism in Eukaryota, Fungi, Ascomycota, Dothideomycetes, Mycosphaerellales, Extremaceae. Bases 1 to 2145 code for a protein of 714 amino acids. The transcript has 4 exons.